Molecule: messenger RNA, 447 nt
Organism: Lactuca virosa
Lineage: Eukaryota; Viridiplantae; Streptophyta; Magnoliopsida; Asterales; Asteraceae
Source: the annotation of a GenBank genome assembly
AUGAUAAUUAUGUGUGCACCUGUACUGGAGUUAGCAGGUGACGGUUUGUCGUCUGUUGACUUUCCCGCAUAUGUGCCAGGCCGGAUUCCGUUCAUCGAGGGAUGUCCCGAUCCGGGCUGGACUAAGUGUUGGGAAGGUGGCGGGCUUGGCAAUGCAGCUUGCGCCCUUGGUAUGGAGAAAAGGGUUGAUUUCUCAACGUGUUGGCUAAGAAAUGGGUUGGUAGUCUCCGGUUUCGUGAGGGCUGUGGUGCAGCCUUCUCGAUCUACUUCGACUGAUCCUGUUGGUAUGGAUGGAGCUGUGGAGUCUUUUAGGAAGAGAGUUGAGGAGGAGGAGUUCGUGGAGGAUAACAAAGAAUUGAUUAUUCCCGUGGUGAACAGGCGUAAAGCUGCUUGGCAAAGUGUGAGUAGUAUUGACAUUGAGGAGCUUGCACCGCUAAAAUUGGUGUAA